This is a messenger RNA of Ficedula albicollis (Collared flycatcher), 1881 nucleotides long. It is a transcript of the gene IYD, whose product is annotated as iodotyrosine deiodinase. NCBI's taxonomy places the organism in Eukaryota, Metazoa, Chordata, Aves, Passeriformes, Muscicapidae. Gene Ontology annotation, molecular function: oxidoreductase activity. The transcript is spliced from 5 exons. The record is from RefSeq and is a predicted model, not a curated record. The coding region runs from base 110 to 985 and encodes 291 amino acids.
CUUGAUUCCACCCCUUUUUGCUUACUGCUUUGCUGCUCUUUGCCCUUCAGCCUCUCCUUUUCAUGAGAAACUACUGAACUUGGAAGAAAGGCUCCACAUUUCCACAGUCAUGGUGCUCUUUUCUUCCCUCACACCAGUAUUUAUAGCUAUUAUAUGUGUUUUGAUUGGGGUGAUAAUGAAGAAGACGAAUGGAGAGAAGGAAAAACGUGACACUGAAAGCAGGCAUCCAUCUCGCCCAUGGGUAGAUGAAGACUUAAAAGAUGGCACUGACCAUCCCUUAGAAGAAGAAGAGGGUGAGGAGGAGUGGCAAGGACUUGAAGAAAAUGUUGCCCAUGUCCCCUUUGCUGGCGAGCGCUACUCUGAGGCUGAAAUGAUCGAAAGGUCACGGGCGUUCUAUGAGCUGCUGAAUCAGAGGCGGUCUGUCAGGUUUCUCAGUGAUGAGCCAGUCCCCAGGGAGGUCAUCGAUAAUGUCAUCAGAACAGCAGGUACUUCACCUAGUGGAGCACACACUGAGCCCUGGACCUUUGUGGUAGUGCAAGAUCCGGAUUUAAAACAUAAGAUUCGUGAAAUUGUAGAAGAAGAAGAGGAAAUCAACUACAAAAAAAGGAUGGGAGACAGAUGGGUUAAUGACCUGAAAAGAUUGAGAACAAAUUGGAUCAAAGAAUACUUGGACACUGCUCCGUAUUUGAUCCUCAUUUUCAAGCAGGUAUAUGGGCGCCUUCCAAAUGGCAAAAAGAAGACCCACUACUACAAUGAAAUCAGUGUUUCCAUUGCCUGUGGUAUCCUGCUUGCUGCACUGCAGAACGCGGGGCUGUACACGGUGACCUCCACACCCCUGAACUGCGGCCCCCAGCUCCGGGUGCUGCUCCGGCGCCCAGCCAACGAGAAGCUCCUGCUGCUGCUCCCCGUGGGCUAUCCCAAGAAAGAUGCCACAGUGCCCGCGCUGACUCGGAAACCGCUGGAAGACAUCAUGGUGCUCAUGUGAGCCCAGUGCCAGCGGGAAGGAGAGCAUCCCUGCUGGCAGCUGAAGUUGGCACUGCUGUUUCUGUGCACGGUGCCCCUACGCUGCCGUCGCUCUGGCUGCUCACACCUGUAUUUCUUUUAGUGCUGGUCAUCUACAAACAGCAGUGAGCAGUCAAGCACUGUGCCUUGGACAGCUGCUGUUACCUGUCUGACCAGGGCAGUGUUCCAGAGGAUAAGUACAGUGGCACUUAAAUGACCUCAUCACUUGAUUUUUCUCGUGCAUUGUGGAGACUAAUCUCUUCUUGAACUGGAAUAUAUAUUUUCCUUAUACUUUCGUGAUUGCCACUGCACAGUUAUUUUAACUUAAGAAUUUCAAUGAAGAUUGUAUUAAAAGACACAGAGCAGUCAAACUGAGCUGUCCUAUCUUGGUCAGCGUGUGCUGUUUAAAUGCCCCUUUCCCUUUCCUGUGGUCAGCUGUGUGUAGAAAAAUGCUAUUUUCCUCCUAUAUGGUAGGAUUUCUCUACUUGAUUGAUCUCAAAAUCUUUCUCAAUACCAGGCUUUCUUAAACUGUUUCAGCCCUGGAAGCACUGAAACGCUGGAUGCCCGGGUGGGCAGAGCCCCCUCGUGGGGCUGCAGGUCCAGCAGCGAGAGCGGAAACGCUGGGAGAGACACGUCCUUCCUGCAGGGCCCUGCUCUGGGAAACACUGCCCACCCUCAUCUCUGCUGCUUCCCACGUCAGGCACAUUCAGCCAAAUUGGCUUCAGCCGCCCUUGAGGGGUGAGAGGCUGGAGAGCAGUGCCAUGGAAAGGGCCCUGUGUAACCUGGUCCAUGGCAAGCUGAACACGAGUCAGCAGUGCCCUGGAGCCAGGAGGGCCAGCCCUGUCCUGGGGGGCAUCAGGGACAGCAUCACAGGCAAGG